AUGCAUCUCCUGGGGGAUCAUUCAUACCAUCAUGGGCACCAAGCAGACCAAGGUCUGCCAGGCUUCCAGUGCUGGAGGGGAAAGCCCUCAGCACCCCCCGGGAUCCCGGAGGAGCACCCCGGCCAGGGACAGGGGGGACUUCUGGUCUUCUUUUGGGGUGAAAUCUGGGGAUAAAUUGGGGAAGAACGUGUCGGGCGGUCUAGCUCCUUAUCACAGGAGGAACAAGAUGAUCCAGGAUAUGAUGCAGCUGCUGAGGCAAGGGAGGCAGGAGGAGGCCACAGAGGUGUUGAGGCACCUGAGACAGGAUCUGGGCAUGGAGUCUACAUCUUUGGAUGAUGUUCUUUAUCGAUAUGCAAGCUUCCGGAAUUUAGUGGAUCCUAUAACACAUGACCUUAUCAUCAGCCUUGCAAGAUAUGUACACUGCCCUAAACCGGAAGGAGAUUCACUUGGCGCAAUGGAGAAAGUGUGCAGACAGCUGACUUACCACCUCAGCCCUCACUCACAGUGGAAACGUCAAGGUAUCGUGAAGCGAAAGCCGCAGGCCUGUUUAAAAGCAAUUUUGGCAGGAAAACCUAAUGAAGGCACUUUAGAUUUGUCGGGAAUCCCCUUCACCAUGAAGGAUAUGGAACGAGUGAUACUUUAUCUGCAGCACAACUCAGAAGACAUAGAGAAUGUGGAACUCUGCUUUUCUGAAUUGACGGAUGAAAUGUUUGUACAUCUCAUGCCUGUCCUCAGUGCCCUUCCUCACCUCACCACUCUGGCCCUCAAUGGAAACCGUUUGACAAAAGCCAUCCUGAGGGAAAUUACAGAAGCUUUGAAAGACUCCAAAAAGUUUCCCUGCAUGACUUGGAUUGACCUUGGCAAUAAUGUGGACAUCUUCUCACUGCCGCAGCCUUUUUUAGUUAGCCUCAAAAAGCGUUGUCCGAAACAGGGCAGUCUGCCAACCAUUUUAGAAUUUGGAGAAGGACAAUUAAGUGACCUAGAAAAUCAAGAUACUUCAACAGAAAACAAAGAUGAGCAAGUUAUUAGCAGUUCUGAUGAUAAUAUUAUUCAGCCAGAAAGCUAA
Messenger RNA from Nanorana parkeri, 1066 nucleotides. RefSeq names its product leucine rich repeat containing 75A (gene LRRC75A). Lineage: Eukaryota; Metazoa; Chordata; Amphibia; Anura; Dicroglossidae. The transcript is spliced from 4 exons. The record is from RefSeq and is a predicted model, not a curated record. Bases 32 to 1066 code for a protein of 344 amino acids.